Messenger RNA from Symbiodinium sp. CCMP2592, 3237 nucleotides. The record is from the annotation of a GenBank genome assembly. Lineage: Eukaryota; Dinophyceae; Suessiales; Symbiodiniaceae.
AUGAUGCAAUUCACGCAGGAUCUCGAGAGGGCGCUGGAGGCCGAUCCCAACAUGCCACUCUCGAGAGGCAAGCUUGCAAUCCCCUUCGUUGGGAAAGAUGUGCCGUCCCCGACAAAUGAGUUUGCUCACCCAGACAUUGUGAUCGGCCUGACCAUCCUGGGGUAUCGCUACGAGUACCUUCGCCUGACUGACAUUGACGAGGUCAUCGUCCGGCUUCUAAACGAUGUUCGAAAGGAGCCCGGGAGACAGCAGGAUCGGCCAUCUGCGGUCCUCUACCGCGGAUGGGUCACUGAGGCCGGUGGCCAUAUUUGUGACCCAUCGGUGCCGAACACUGAGAAGGUGGACAUCGGUAAAGGUGUUCCGCCGCUGGCUCUGCUGCAACGCUCCAAUGAUACUCAGAUGAGGGACGUCUUCAAGCUCCUGCGCAGCUCCACUUCCGUGAUCCAAUGGUACUUGGAGCAGCUGGUCUUCCCAAAGUACAUGAGGUUCCAGAACAAGAAGCUCUCAGCAAGUGGACAGGAGCUUGGGGCGGAGAUGCUCUUCGCACGUCGCGUCGGCUUCAGUGGCACCCCCACAGAGCUGCUUCCCAAAGGGCUUGGCCGCUGCCACUUCGCGCCGGGUGAUGACGCUGCGAUGUUUACGACCCUCACCGAUCCGGUGGUCAUGAGCUUCAAGCAGAUCGACGGCCAGUGGAAAGUGAACACCCUGCUGGAGAAUGUGGUAGCUGAGGACGUAGAGGCUCUCAUCGACACCGGGGCCUUGAUCACUGGCAUGUCGAAUCUGGAGGUGGCACAGUUCCUGGCCGGCCAUAAAGAUUUCAAGAAGUCGGCUGUUGUGUAUCUGAACGAAGCCGAUGCAAAGAUGGUGUAUGUUCGAAAGACGAAAUCCACGAUGAAGCUCGAGGACUGCGGCAUUCCCUUGUCCGAGCGCUUUGCUUUCUACGACCAGGUGCACACCACUGGAAUGGACAUCCAGCACAAGCCGGAUGCACGCGCCGUGCUCACUUUGGGCAAGGACAUGGUUUGGAGGGACUACUGCCAGGGUGCCUACCGCAUGCGUGGCAUCAAUCGUGGCCAGCGCGUCGUGGUCUAUGCCAUUCCGGAGGUCGCGAAGCUCAUCGACACAUCCCUUGUGGGUGUGAAUCUCAAUGCUGAGACGCUGAGGGUUCCUCUCGUGCGCGUGGUGGCCUGGCUUGUGCUGAACGGGCUCCGGUCCGAGCGUGUUCAAGCAGGGAUGCUGAGGUCUCAAGACUCACAUACGCUGUGGCGAAGGCCGGCGUAUGCCUGGCUGCAAGAUCACUCGGAGGAGGCCAGCGGCGAGGAGGCGAAGAAGCAUCUUGACGUGUUCGAGGAGCCCCUGGACUUAGAUCUGGCAUCGACCAUCCCGAGGCCCAAGAGCUUGGCAGAAGCCAUCGAGGAGCGAGCGAAGGACAAGGAAUGGCUCCUUGGCAAAGAGCAGCUGGCGGAGCUCCAGCGCCUCGUUGGCGUCUCUGCGGAGUCGGAGCAGGUGACCGUCAGCACUGCAGACCAGGAACAGCAGCAAGAGCAGGAGCAGGAGCAGGAACAGGAACAGGAGAUCGAGAUUGAGAAGUUCGCAGACUUAGGUUUCCAGCGAGACGGAGAGAGGCCGCUGUCCUGGAGCUACGAGCUCCUCACGCAGGGCCGCGAGGCCGCGGUCGGCCUGGAUCGUGAGCGACCCUUCUACGAGGCCAAGAACUUCCAGCUGUACAAGAAGCAGCCCUUGAACUUCCCUGAGGAUUUGCUGCUCAGCCGGAACUACUUCAACCGCUAUUGGCUUGGCCACCGUCGGCUGAAGAAUGCUGUGAUGAUGUUGGAGUGGAUCCCUCGUGUCGGCGAGCUCAAGGAGCAAGCGCGUGAGGCCUGGACUAGCGACGAGGAGGCGCAGCUUCUGGACAUUUGGAGCCUGCUGACCAAGGACACUGCCAAGGACAAGCCGACAGACCAGGCUCUCGGGUAUGCAUCCAUUGCAGAGGCUGCCGCACAACAGAAUCCUCAGGCAGUCGUCCAGAUGCUGUCGCAGGGCCACAAAGCAGAGUAUCAGGACUCUGAUGGCAACACAGCUCUCCACCAUGCUGUGUGGUUCAGGCUAGAUUCACUGCUCACCCCGUUACUGGAACGAGGGGCACGACCAGACAUUCCCAACAAUUCCGGAGAAUGUGCGAUACACUGGGCUGCGAACUCUAGCAAUGUCAUAGCUUUGGAUGCGAUGACGAAGGCCAACCGAGCUCUUCUCUCGAUACGCAACCAUGAUGGCUUCACUGCCUUCCUUUUGUCCGCGCAGUCGGACAAUUGCCCCGUGAUGGAGUGGCUGUACCUCAAAGGUGUCGGCUUGGAAGAGCAGGACGACUGCGGCAGAACUGCCCUGCAAUGGGCCUGCCACAAAGGCAACAAGAAGACAGUCCAGUGGUUGCUCUCGCGAUCUGCCAGCAUCGUUCACCGAGAUGGAGAAGGCAUGACAGCACUUCACCAGGCAGUUUUGCAAGGACACACACUGGUCGUGGAAAUGCUCAUGGAAGUCGGGGCUGUGCACCUCUUAGAUGUCCCAGAUAACGCUGGCAAAACUCCGAUUGAACUCGCAAUGCGGCAGGGGAAGAGGCCCUUGGUGCUUGCCUUCCGCAAGUGCCAGGUCUUUAACUUUCUGUUCGGGCGGCCACACAUUUUCCAGACUAACUACGCAGGUCUCUUCGUGUGCUGCGCUGUCUACAACAUCAUCAUCUUUGCUUUCGUCAUAGCGCCGGGAAUUGCAGCUAGGAAUCCUGAAGCCGUCCUAAUAUGGUCGAUGCUCAUGGGGUUGUCUCUGCUGCUUUGGGUGCAGUGCCUGUUCUCGGAUCCUGGCUGGCUUCAGCCACGGACCAUACACUCCCAGAAUCACCUGCUGGGCGACGAUCCCGCAAGGGCGUUUGAUGUUGAGCAACCGAUCGAGUCGCAGAUGGCUCACUGUGACAGCGUUCUUCAGCAUCUGACCUGGACAUGCGACGGCGAGAUCCCGGAGGUCACGAAGCUGGAGCUAGAGCAGAACAAGUACAACUAUCAGCGCCACCUUCUCCAAGAAGCACAGAAACGACUCGAGGAAGGCUGUGGCCUCCGUGACCCUCGAAGCCCAGCCUUGGGCGAAUCGCAGCCCCUGAUUGCUUCAAAUUUCAUUGAUGGCGGUCCCGGCAGGCCCAAUUGGACAGAGCAACUGUGGCUCUACACGAGCGCGAACGUGCUGCAGUAG